AGGAGCACAGCUGCGCCUAGCUGCAGGCCCCAGAGCACUGUCGGGAGGCACAGCUACUCCUCCAGCAGCCAGAUCGCCACAAUCGUCCCAGCAGCAGGACAGACCUCCAGUCACAAGGCACCUUGAGAACUUCAGGAUGGGGAUGUCUCCAGUCUUUGCCUGCCUAGCCCUGGGCCUAACCCUCAUCUUUGGUGAGGGGUCCGCCUUGUACAAUCGCCAGUCCCAGGUAGCCCAACUGGCCACAGACUUCGGAGUGAAGGUGUUUCAGCAGGUGGUACAGGCCUCCAAGGACCGCAAUGUGGUCUUCUCGCCCUAUGGGGUGGCCUCGGUGCUGGCUAUGUUGCAGCUGACAACGGGAGGAGAAACCCAGCAGCAGAUCCAAGCAGCAAUGCAAUUCAAGCUUGAAGAGAAGGGCAUGGCCCCUGCCCUCCGCCAACUGUACAAGGAACUCAUGGGCCCAUGGAACAAGGACGAGAUCAGCACCGCCGACGCCAUCUUCGUCCAGCGGGAUCUGAAGCUGGUCCAGGGCUUCAUGCCCCACUUCUUCAGGCUGUUCCAGACCACAGUCAAGCAGGUGGACUUUUCAGAGGUGGAGAGAGCCAGGUUCAUCGUCAAUGACUGGGUGAAGAAACACACAAAAGGCAUGAUCAGUGACUUACUUGGCAAAGGGGCCGUGGACCAGCUGACGCGCCUGGUGCUGGUGAAUGCCCUCUACUUCAACGGCCAGUGGAAGACGCCCUUCCCAGAGUCGGGCACCCACCACGGCCUUUUCCACAAGUCCGACGGCAGCACCGUCUCUGUGUCCAUGAUGGCUCAGACCAACAAGUUCAACUACGCUGAGUUUUCCACCCCUGAUGGCCAUUACUACGACAUCCUGGAAUUGCCCUACCACGGGGACACCCUCAGCAUGUUCAUUGCUGCUCCCUAUGAAAAAGAGGUGCCUCUCUCUGCCCUCACCAACAUUCUGGAUGCCCAGCUCAUCAGCCAGUGGAAAGGGAAUAUGACCAGAGUGGUCCGCCUCCUGGUUCUGCCCAAGUUCUCCCUGGAGAGUGAAGUUGACCUCAGGAGGCCCCUGGAGAAUUUGGGGAUGACCGACAUGUUUAGGCCAAACCAGGCGGACUUCACGAGACUUUCAGAUCAAGAGCUUCUCUACGUAUCGCAGGCCCUGCAAAAAGUGAAGAUCAAGGUGACCGAGAGCGGCACGGUGGCGUCCUCCUCUACAGCCUUUGUAGUCUCAGCCAGAAUGGCCCCUGAGGAGAUCAUCAUGGACAGACCCUUCCUCUUUGUGGUGCGGCACAACCCCACAGGAACAGUCCUUUUCAUGGGCCAAGUGAUGGAACCCUGACCGUGGGAAAAGAAGGCCUCAUCUUGGACAGAACUGCAGAUGUAUUAGAAAAGAAGAAACUCUGGAGAAAAAAAAAUUUAUUUUAAUUAAUAUUUUUGGA
Molecule: messenger RNA, 1445 nt
Organism: Ceratotherium simum simum (southern white rhinoceros)
Lineage: Eukaryota; Metazoa; Chordata; Mammalia; Perissodactyla; Rhinocerotidae
Gene: SERPINE1
Product: serpin family E member 1
Biological process (GO): negative regulation of plasminogen activation; negative regulation of endopeptidase activity; negative regulation of vascular wound healing
Molecular function (GO): serine-type endopeptidase inhibitor activity
Source: RefSeq, a predicted model, not a curated record